CCCGCGGAGCGCCGGCCCCAACGCCUGCUCGCGGAGGCCGCGCCGGGUGGCGGCGAGGCCGGAAGAUGGCCUGGGUGCUCAAGAUGGACGAGGUGAUCGAGUCCGGGCUGGUGCACGACUUCGACGCCAGCCUCUCGGGCAUCGGGCAGGAGCUGGGCGCCGGCGCCUACAGCAUGAGCGAUGUCUUGGCGUUGCCCAUUUUUAAACAAGAAGAUUCCAGCCUUCCACUGGACGGUGAGACUAAACACCCACCCUUUCAGUAUGUGAUGUGCGCUGCCACCUCGCCUGCAGUAAAACUGCACGACGAGACUCUCACGUACUUGAACCAAGGUCAGUCUUAUGAAAUUCGGAUGCUGGAUAACCGGAAAAUGGGAGAUAUGCCUGAGAUCACUGGAAAAUUGGUAAAGAGCAUCAUAAGAGUUGUAUUCCAUGACAGACGGCUACAAUAUACAGAGCAUCAACAGCUUGAAGGCUGGAAGUGGAAUCGUCCAGGAGACAGACUUCUCGAUUUAGAUAUUCCAAUGUCUGUGGGAAUAAUUGACACAAGGACAAAUCCAAGCCAGUUAAAUGCGGUUGAAUUUCUGUGGGACCCUGCGAAGCGCACUUCUGCUUUCAUUCAGGUACACUGCAUCAGCACAGAAUUUACUCCCCGGAAGCACGGAGGUGAGAAGGGAGUACCUUUCAGGAUUCAGGUCGACACCUUUAAGCAAAAUGAAAACGGAGAAUACACGGAUCAUCUACACUCAGCUAGCUGCCAAAUCAAAGUGUUUAAGCCUAAAGGUGCAGACAGGAAACAAAAAACGGACCGAGAGAAGAUGGAGAAGAGAACAGCUCACGAGAAGGAAAAAUAUCAGCCAUCCUAUGACACCACCAUCCUCACCGAGUGUUCUCCAUGGCCCGAUACCCCCACAGCCUACGUGAAUAGCAGCCCUUCCACAGCGCCCGCCUUCACGUCCCCACAGCAGGGCACUUGCAGCAUCCCCGACAGCAAUUCUUCUUCCCCAAACCAUCAGGGAGAUGGAGUUUCACAGGCCUCCAGUGAACAACUUCAGCCUUCAGCCACGAUCCAGGAAACCCAACAAUGGCUGCUCAAAAACAGAUUCUCUUCCUACACAAGACUGUUUUCCAAUUUUUCAGGUGCCGACUUAUUAAAACUGACAAAGGAGGAUCUAGUACAAAUUUGUGGUGCAGCCGAUGGAAUUCGGCUCUAUAAUUCCCUGAAGUCCAGGUCGGUGAGGCCCCGCCUGACCAUCUAUGUCUGCCAGGAGCAGCCGAGCAGCUCACCGCUGCAGGGCCAGCAGCCGGCUGGCGGCGGAGGCGACAGUGGCAGUGGGACGCCCUACGUUUAUCAUGCAAUCUACUUGGAAGAAAUGGUUGCUUCAGAAGUUGCUCGAAAACUUGCAUUGGUGUUUAAUAUUCCUUUCCACCAGAUUAACCAGGUCUACAGACAGGGGCCCACCGGUAUUCACAUUCUUGUUAGCGAUCAGAUGGUUCAGAACUUUCAAGAUGAGAGUUGUUUUUUAUUCUUCACAGUAAAAGCUGAGAAUGGUGAUGGUAUCCACAUAGUUUUGAAGUGAUGUUGUACUUAGUCUGAACUAUAUUCAGUACCAAAUAAAGUCACGCUUAAAAGUGUGUGAAGACUGAAUCCAAGAAGUCUUGGGAUUGGAUUUUACCGUAUGAAAUGUUUCAUAUUGAAAACACAAGAUGACCUUUCUAAUGAGCUGUAUGAGAGGCGAAUCUCCUCACUGUCACUGCCAUAGCCAAGCAUCCUCGUGAGAGGGAGCACGUCGGGACAGCACGCGUGCGGCUCUGGGGCCACGUGCCAGCGGGGCUGCCUGCUUCUCUGGCAGAGGCCAGUAGAUACAGUUCCUAGAAGCAGCCUUUGCUGUCUUUUUACACUGUAUGCGGUUUGGAAAUGAAUGUAAAAACGUACUGUGGGCAUUUACCUUUCUGUGCCAGUUUGGCUUUUAUUGCCUGAACCUUAUGCUGACCCAGAGCAGGGGUGGGGGACAGUGCUGUUGUGGAGCCAGCACGGAAUCUGUCUGCAGAUGCGAUGUGCCGAGACCGCGAUCAGGGGUCAGGUAAGAGGCUUGGCACCUUCUCGGAAGAAAUCAUGUCUAAGGGUGUGUGUGACGGGCUCGUGCCAGAUGGGGAAAGAUCCGAGCCAGGAAGGCGGGCUUGGAGCAAACUGCAUUAUCAAGAGUACCUUGGUGAGAGGAUCAGUGUAAAUCCUAAUAGGUACAAAGACUUUUGUGUUUUUGCUUUGUCACAGAUUUAUUGAAAACCUUUUGCUUCUGCUUCCAUUUUUAGAGCUUUUUUUUCUGGUUUUUAUUUUUGAAGUCCCUUGACUUUUAAACUCGUGUGGUAUUCCUCUCUUUCUCUGUCCCUCCCCUCCCCACCCCACCCUGUUCCUGAAUGUUUUUAAAGCCCUGUCCCAGACAAUGGAAACAGGUGACCUAGGUAGGGGGAAAUGUAUGGCCGUUUCCGACUUGCUGUUAAGGGGUCUUCAUUAUCAACAAGUUGAAAUUAUUUGUGGCAAAUGAGAUGUCAUAAAUGAAACACUAAAUUGUACCAUAAAAAUACCCCCACACUUCUGAAAUACGAGCUUUAGUACAAUCAUGGGUAAAUAUUUUGGUGAUUAUUUAAGAGGCUUUCUUAUACACCACAUAAUAACUUCUUUUUCUAUAAAAAGGGUGCCUCUUCCACAAAACCAAAUGCUUGUCUGCCAGUACACUUCUUAAAGGGAGUCCACUGCUUUUGCAAUUUUCCUUUCUUGCUUCGCUCUGCCCGAAGCCUUCCCCAUGCACACCAGCAAGCAUAUGUGAGGCCCACAUGUGGUGUAGCGGACUUCAGUUUCCCUUUAACUGUAGCAGCUCUGACCAGUUACCCAGCUGUUUUGGUUCUGAAUGUGUUUAUUUGAAUCUUAACCUUUGUUCAGGCAGAAAUAGGAAUGAGUAAUUUAGGCUUUGAAAUCCCCCAGAAGACAAACUACUUCAGUGGGUAAAAGCUUUGACCUUUUGUGUUUAAUUCUUAAAGGGUUAUUGGAUACAGAGAAGCCCAGUCUCUAAAUAUUUUCAUCUUCAGUUUGAAAAUAUCUGUAACUCCUAUAGACCCUAAAAGCAGAGGAACCAUCCUUUCUGUCAUCUCCCUUUGCUUCCAUAUGAACACGUUUUCUGUACCAAUCACUUGAAAGAAGUGAGCAUAUUUGUUUUUGCUUGUCUGUUUAGCAUUCCUUUUUGAGUCUCAAAGAUACACGGAAAUAAAUGUCAUUUAAUGCUGUGUGCUAUUUUGAAUUUCUCAUCAGGUUUUAGAAGUGGGGUUACACUUAAAAGCUCAUUGAACUUGAAAUUAUACCAAGCAGCAUUGACCAUUAGUCUGUCCCAGUGAAGCAGGUUAAAUUAUGGCACCAGCAGAUUUGCUACUUUGUUUUUUUAAUAGUAGGAUGUAUACAUUUCAGUAUAAUAAAUGUUUUCCGAUUGUUUUGCAAAAAAAAAAAAAAAAAAAAAAAAAAAAAGAAA
This is a messenger RNA of Neogale vison (American mink), 3518 nucleotides long. Its product is annotated as upstream-binding protein 1-like. The transcript has a single exon. Gene Ontology annotation, biological process: regulation of transcription by RNA polymerase II. Gene Ontology annotation, molecular function: DNA-binding transcription activator activity, RNA polymerase II-specific; RNA polymerase II cis-regulatory region sequence-specific DNA binding. The record is from RefSeq and is a predicted model, not a curated record. Gene Ontology annotation, cellular component: nucleus. NCBI's taxonomy places the organism in Eukaryota, Metazoa, Chordata, Mammalia, Carnivora, Mustelidae. Bases 66 to 1577 code for a protein of 503 amino acids.